UGACCUACAAAGAUGUAAUAGUUGAAGUCAGAGAAUAUAAAGCAAGUUGUAAAGUUGUCAAAAUUAAACCAAACAAAGCAAGCAUUAUAAUAAAGGUACAUUGAAAGAUCUACUCUUCAUAUUAACUCAAUAUCUUGGAUCAUUGACAUCCCGUCACCAAAAGAAAUCAUGACACUAUAUUCAAACAUUUGAAAUGAAGAAGACUGAUUUUCUUUCUUUCUUUCAGAACAUACAUAUUAUUUUAGUUAAUUAAAUAUUUAUGUUUGGCUUCCCUAAGCCCUGCACAUACCUAGGAGUCGGGACCCAUAUUUUAUUAAGCCAGGUGUUGGAACCCUAGCUCUGGUUUGAGGUUUGAAUUCUAUAAAAUUCACAUUGUGUUUUCAUUUUUCUUCUCUUUUGGUUGCUGAGCAACAAACAUACAUAAGUAGGAAAGAAAAAGAACUCAUAAAUGGUGACUAUUAAAUUUGCAAGCUUAGUACCAUGCCUUCUCUUUGUUUUGCAUGCCCUCUGGAACUCCUCUGCACAUGCUCAUCAAGGUAGGCAGUCUAAUUUUUUCUCCAAUAACCUUUUUUUUUUUUUUGUGCGUGUGUACAUGAAACAAGCAGACUAUGACAGGUUCAGGGCUAACGGUGACUACUAAAAAUUUUGCAUCUGCUCAAAAGGAAUUUUUGGACAGAAUUCAUGCUGCUGCUGUUGCUAGGAAAAUAGGGAUUGGAGGAAGGAAAAUGGCAGUAGAUAAAGAGAAUUCAAAGAUAUCAGGUGCAACCCAUUCUUCCAGAAAAUGUUAUGAUCUUGAAAGGAAGGAAGAUUUGGAUGUGAAAUGUAUAGUCGGUGACAAAAGUAAUAUUCUCAAGAAGUUCAAAUUGGCUGGUUUUGUAGCUUCAAGUGCAGAUUACCAUUUGCCAAGACACCACCCUCCUAAGAAUAACUAAUUGAGAAAAAAAAAAAUGAAAAGAAAAGAAAAGCAAUUGCUAUGCUUGGAAGAUCCCCUUUUGUUAUUAGAAAUGUUCUAAUUAGAGCAUAGUAUAUGGGAAAUAUCAAACUUGUAUAUAUGUAAUGCAAGUUUCUCAAUUUCUAGAGGAAUUGACUCACUAUAAUGCUAAAGGUGCUCUGUUUUAUUAGUAAAUUAUGUUUUAAUUCCAUUCUUCAGUUUCAUUUCUAAACCUAGUAGUGUGCUACUUGGUAACAUAUAUAUAUAUAUAUACCGACUCAAUCAAGAUGUUUAUUUUCGGACAAGGUCCAUUCACUAGCUUAUGAUUCCAAUUUUUUUAUUUGGCUAAUUGGAUGCAGGAAAGGAUACAGAAGCUUCAAAUACAUCACUUAAAAGACCUCAAUAUCACUCGAUUGAUCAGGUCUCUCUCCCUCUCUCUCACUAUCUGUCUCUUGAUCUUACACACGCACUUGCACUGGUUUACAUAGGUCUGCAACUCAAUUUAUUUUUUG
Cornus florida is the source of this 1443-nucleotide messenger RNA. RefSeq lists its product as uncharacterized. NCBI's taxonomy places the organism in Eukaryota, Viridiplantae, Streptophyta, Magnoliopsida, Cornales, Cornaceae. The coding region runs from base 609 to 932 and encodes 107 amino acids. Gene Ontology annotation, biological process: regulation of root meristem growth; positive regulation of cell population proliferation; cell differentiation. Gene Ontology annotation, molecular function: growth factor activity. The record is from RefSeq and is a predicted model, not a curated record. The transcript has 2 exons.